AUGGGAGCCUACUUGUUGCAGUGCCAACUUUUACCUGACUCUAGCAACAUGCUUGGGGCUCUGACUGGACGUGGGCUGGUGCCCCCGCCGUGCCACCUGUGGCCGCGGACAGUGCCCGCUCACGUGCGUUGCAAAGUAACGUUUAUUUUUUCUUUUUUCUCUUUUUUUUGUUUCAUUUGUGUUGCCUCCGGCUCGCAGGUGGUGAAAGUGUUGCAUAGAAAAGUGAAGAGUCGGAAAUUAGAAGUAACUUCUACUGCCGCUUGGGGAAAAAAAAGGAAGGGAAUGUUGCUUUGCACGGGGGAGCGUCAUGCCUUCUCGCGUUUUUUUUGUUUGCUGGUCGCUUUGCUUACGCUUCUUUUUGCGUUCUCGGUGGAGGCUUCUGCGUUCUCUGUUUUAAAGACCAUCGCCUCCUCUUAUCAUCAGGGGGAUGUCAUUCCGGUCAUGGUGAGCUCGCUGACGUCAAAGGCGAAGGUUAUGCCGAUGCCGUGGAGGUUAGUGGCUCAAUGCUCGCUGAAAAAGAAGAAGCGAUAUCGACGUAACAUUGGUCAGCUGUUGUUUGGCGAUCAGCUGGAGGAGUCACCGUACGAGGUGGCUGUGUUGAAGAACGCGACGUGUGUACCACUUUGUACGGUGACAAUGACGCCAAAGGAUCAAAAAUACCUCUCCAAACUUAUUGAGGGCCGCUACCGUGGCAACUUGUACGUGGAUGAUUUGCCCGGGUUAGUGGAUAUUACCCUCAAAAAGGGAGGGCACCGUGUGACUACGGGGUAUAAUUUGGGUUAUUUAAACUCCUUCUCGGGGCCUGGUAGGGCGGUGGUGAACAACCAUCUGAUCUUCACCAUCUCGUACCAUCCAGUGGAAUCCCCGUUUAAUUUGGAGGGGAGAACAUACCGUAUUGUGCAGUUUCAAAUUACGCCCACGAGCGUCCACUACAAUAAUGCCAUCUGCGACCCCACGGACCUGCUAAAUGUUGGUCCGCAGCUUUUGAGCGACGACCGGAUAUCGUAUUCGUACAGUGUACAUUGGGUGGAGUCUCCACUGACGUGGUCAACGCGUUGGGAUGUGUUCAUGAAGAUGACGACAAGGGAGUCCAAGGUUCAUUGGUUCAGCAUCGUGAACUUUUUUAUUAUUACAUUGCUGCAGACUUUGGCGUUGUGGUACGUGCUGGUCCGUGCGCUGCGCAAGGACUUCUUGUACUACAACGAUCUUGAAGCCGAGGAACAGGAUGAGACUGGGUGGAAGGUUGUUCACGGUGACGUUUUUCGCCGACCACGCGGUGUUGGUCUUCUCUCCAUGUGCGUCGGGACCGGGACGCAGUUGGCAAUGAUGUUGGGAGCCACACUCUGCGUGGCGUGCAUGGGAUUUUUUUCGCCCCAGAGCCGUGGGAUGUUGGUGAGCACGCUGCUCUUUCUUUUUGUGCUGUUUAGUUUCUUCAACGGAAUGGUCACAGCCAUGCUCAUUAAGUACAUGAAGAUGCGGUCCUGGAAGCUGAUCUUCACCACCAGCCUUUUCUACCCGGCCCAGAUGUUUUUUGGUUACUUUGUGCUUAACUUCAUUCAUCUUGGCAAUUACGCUGCAAGUUCUGCCUCCUUGUAUUCGUUCAUUAUUCUCUUGCUUCUCUGGCAAGGCGUCUCUACUCCGUUGUUGUUGCUUGGCGCAGCCGUGGGAUUCCGUCUGAACAUCACGACACCAGUGAAGGUAAGCAGCAUUCCUCGCACCAUUCCACCGGCACCGUGGUACUUUGAUUCGGUGUUGACAAUAAUUCUGCCCGGUUUUGUGCCCUUUUCCGCGUCUCAUGUGGAGGUCACGUACAUAUUUGGAAGUGUUUGGCACGGGACGGUUUAUUACAUGUUUGGCUUUCUCUUGGCGGUGUAUGUGCUGGUGAUGGUCGUUGCCGCGCAGACAGCCGUUUUUUCAACGUACAUUCAACUGAACCGACAGAAUUAUCAUUGGUGGUGGCGCUCAUUUCUGACAUCUGCGUCGUACGGCGUUUGGAUCUUCUUCUACAGUGUAUUCUACUACUUCUUCUACUCCACGCUGAAGGGGUUUUUGAGUGCCGUGCUCUUUUUUGGAUACAUGGGGAUGGUGGCGUACACGCUCUGUCUCUUGAGUGGAGCCGUUGGCUUCCUCGCCUCCUUUGCUUUCGUGAGAGUCAUUUACAGUAACGUCAAGGUGGAGUAG
Trypanosoma cruzi is the source of this 2181-nucleotide messenger RNA. RefSeq names its product endosomal integral membrane protein, putative. The record is from RefSeq and is a predicted model, not a curated record. Bases 1 to 2181 code for a protein of 726 amino acids. Gene Ontology annotation, biological process: protein localization to membrane. Gene Ontology annotation, cellular component: membrane. Lineage: Eukaryota; Euglenozoa; Kinetoplastea; Trypanosomatida; Trypanosomatidae. The transcript has a single exon.